AUGCGUCGCUGCUGGCUGGCCGCCCUCGCCAUCCUGACCACAGUCGCGGCGGCCUUCGGUCGCGAGGAAGCCACUUGCAGCGUUCCCCGCACCUUCUGCCCCACACAGGGGUGGUCACGAUCCCAAUCCUGCGGCGCUGUUGGAGGGCGACCUGGGAAGGCGGUAGGCGGGGGACACGCACCGGCGUCCUGGUCGCCGGUGGAGGCGCAGUACAUUGUGAGGUUCCACGAGUACCGCCACGCCGCGGCGCACCGCAGGGAGUUGGCGCAGGGCCUGGGAGACGAGGGCGUGGCGUGGGAGUGGAUCGAGAGGCGCAACAAGGCGGCGGAGCACCCGACGGACUUCGGGCUGAUACGUGCGGAGCCAGGCGACUACGAGGCUCUGAAGGCUCGCCUUGAGGGCCUGCCAUUUGUGAAGGACAUCCACCCUGACUUCCAAAUUAGUCGAUCACUUGCCUGGGAGAGCAAACCUGAGUGGGAAGAUGGCAUUGGUUAUGGGGCAUACCAUGGCGUUUGCGAAGACAACGCUGUCAGGAAGUUUCCUGGGAGGCUUCAGACAAGGCCCACCAUCGGACUGGACAGAGACGAGGAGGAUGGGCACGAAUCCUAUUCUGCGAAUUUCUUCUCUGAGAGCCGCCGAAAGCUGUUGCUCAUGGAGAGAUCGCACUCUCUCACAGGAUUGUUUGAGGCAAACAAGAUAUUUGCCAAAGGACACACUGGUCAGGGGGUGAAGGUGGGUGUGUUCGACACUGGCGUGCGGAAAGAUCACCCCCACAUAAGGAACAUCAAAGAGAGGACAAACUGGACACAUGAGCCUACCCUGGACGAUGGCCUGGGCCAUGGCUCCUUCGUUGCUGGAGUCAUUGCUAGUUCAUAUGAUAGUUGUCCAGGCUUGGCACCUGAUGUGGAUCUGUACACUUUUCGUGUCUUCACCAACGACCAGGUGUCUUACACAUCCUGGUUUCUCGAUGCCUUUAAUUACGCGAUGGUGACAGAGAUGGAGGUGGUCAACUUGAGCAUCGGGGGACCAGACCACCUGGACAGGCCGUUUGUGGACAAGGUGUGGGAAGUCACCGCAAAUGGAAUCAUCAUGAUUUCGGCGAUUGGCAACGAUGGGCCACUGUACGGGACGCUGAACAAUCCAGCUGACCAAAAUGACGUCAUUGGGGUUGGAGGAAUCAGCUUCAAGAACAGAAUCGCCAGCUUCUCCUCAAGGGGCAUGUCCAACUGGGAGCUGCCGCUUGGCUAUGGUAGGAUCAAACCAGACAUCAUGGCCUACGCCCAGGAUGUGCGUGGCUCAAGAAUGACAACAGGAUGCAGAAGUCUGUCAGGCACCAGUGUCGCCUCCCCUGUGGCUUGCGGAGCUGUGUGCCUGUUGGCAAGCACCAUCCCGCCCGAACGACGCACAGAGGUGCUGAACCCGGCCUCCAUGAAGCAGGCCCUUGUGCAUGGGGCGGUGAGGCUGCCUGACUUGAACAUCUAUGAGCAGGGGGCGGGGCGGCUCACCCUGGCCAAGUCCAUGGCUUUCCUGCAGGCCUACACACCCCAGGCAUCGCUCAUCCCGGGUGUGUUGAACCUUAUGGACUGCCCCUACAUGUGGCCAUUCUGCAUACAGCCCCUCUAUGCCCAUGCUAUGCCAGUGAUGAUCAAUGCCACUAUCCUGAAUGGCCUGGGUGUUGUUGGGCACCUGGACGCACCCCCGCGAUUUGAACCGGCGGAUGCUGGUGGACAGUUCAUCAGCAUGGACUUUGAGUACAGCUCAGUGUUGUGGCCAUGGACUGGCUACCUAGCAAUUUACAUUAGAGUUAAAGCUAAUGGAGAGGCCUACAGUGGCAAGGCCAGCGGGACUGUCAUCUUUAACGUCUCUUCUGCUGGCCUCGGAGCUGACAAUCAGGGCCGUUCCUCCACUGUUCGAGUGCCCUUCACUGCCAAAAUCGCCCCUACGCCACGAAGGGAGCUCCGAGUCCUAUGGGACCAGUUCCAUUCAAUCAAAUACCCGCCCCAAUACCUCCCAAGGGACAAUCUGGAUAUCAAGAAUGACAUACUGGAUUGGCAUGGAGACCACCUGCACACAAACUACCAUGACAUGUUCAACUACCUGGUGGACCAUGGAUAUUAUGUGGAAAUCCUGGGCUCGCCAUUCACCUGUUUUGAUGCUUCACAGUACGGAGCCCUGAUGCUUGUUGAUCUUGAGGAUGAAUACUACCCCGAGGAGAUUUCGAAACUCAGCAACGACGUCAGGGCGAAGGGUCUUGGGGUGGUGGUGUUUGCAGAGUGGUACAACGUGGAGAGCUUGAGCAAGAUGACAUUCUACGAUGACAACACCAGGACACACUGGACGCCUGCAACAGGGGGUGCCAAUAUCCCUGCCCUCAAUGUCCUGCUCGAGGACUUUGGAAUUGCCUUUGGCGACAAGGUCUUGUCUGGCAACUUCGAGCUUGCAAAGCAGACUGUACGGUUUGCAUCGGGUGCAAACAUUGCUAGGUUCCCUGAAGGAGGCUUUGUCCAUUCCUUCAAGCUGAGCGACAAAUCAGGUGACAGGUAUGCAGGCUCAGAAGAACAGCCUGUCCUGGGACUGGCGUCGAUCGACGAGGGCCACGUGGUGGCAUAUGGAGACUCAGGCUGCCUGGACUCUAGCUACCAAGUGGCCGACUGCUACCAGAUGCUUGUGGGCCUGCUGGAGUUUGCGACCGGGAGGGUGGACCUGAUGGAGCCCAGCAACACACUGACGGCGCUGCUCAACCCCGAACUGAUCCUUGAGGACCCUCUUGGCAACGACGCUGACCUACCCGAGCGUUUUGAGGGGUUCAACUUCACAAAGGCGUCCUUUGUGCUGCGCCACCCCCUCGAGUGCUACAGCAACUCUCGGGGCCCGGUUGAGUCUGGCGGGUUUGAUGCGCCGCCCAGGCGCAUAGUGGGGAGUGUGGGGGAGGUCCCUGGGGACGUGCCUGCUGAACCCAACUCCACAAACAAUGGCAGCCAUGGCUUUGAAAGCAGACACUACGAGGAAGUGGAGUCGCAAAAGCCAGUUCCCCCCUCCACGCGGGCGCUGGGCGGUAUGUCGACGUGGUACUUGGUGGCUGGGCUCGUCUUCGCCGUGGGUCUUUACCAAUUCACCAAACCGAGGAGGGGAGGAUCGCUAAUAGGCCUAGUGGAUCCAUCAAGGGGGGCUGGAGAACACGAGCUGUAG
Ostreobium quekettii is the source of this 3189-nucleotide messenger RNA. Lineage: Eukaryota; Viridiplantae; Chlorophyta; Ulvophyceae; Bryopsidales; Ostreobiaceae. The record is from the annotation of a GenBank genome assembly.